AUGCCGUCCAAGCCUGCCCCCAUCAAGAAGGCGGCGAACAAAGAACCAGCCAAGAAGGAGGAGGCGGCCGACCCGGCUGCUGAAGCGGCUCCAGCUCCAGCUCCAGCCGAGGCCGCCCCCGCUGAAGCUGCCCCGGCCCCGGAGGAAGCUGCCCCGGCCCCGGAGGAAGCUGCCCCGGCCCCGGCGGAAGCUGAGGCGGCCCCGGCUGAAGGGGAGGCGGCCCCAGCCGCAGAGGCCGCCGCCCCUGCAGAAGAAACACCUGCCGCUGCUGAAGUUCCAGCUGAUGCCGCUGCUGCUCCAGCUGCAGAAGAAGCUGCUCCUGCUGCAGAGUCUGAAGCCCCCGCUGAUGGUGCAGCUGCUGAGGCCCCAGCCCCAGAAGAGCCUAAACCACCAACGCCUCCAGCACCUCCACCUAAGGAGCCAACAAGUGCUCCCGUGGAUCUGUUUAUUGAGGACAAAAAUGACACUUCUGUUACCAUCAUCUGGAGUCAGCCUGAGACUAUUGGGGACUCUGGCUUGGACGGAUACGUUAUUGAAAUCUGCAAAGACGGAGCUGAUGACUGGAAAGCAGUUAAUGAGGAACUGCAGAAGUCCUGCCGCUAUGUCAUCAAGAACCAGACUACCGGCGACCGCCUGAAGAUCCGCGUGGUCGCCGUGAAUGAAGGAGGCCGCAGCCCCCCCGUCGCCCUUCCCGAAGCCGUGCUGGUGAAGGAGGUUGCUGACCGUCCCAAAGUCCGCCUGCCUCGUUUUCUUAGGCAGAGAUACGUCGCUCACGUUGGAGACAAGAUCAACCUUACCAUCCCCUUCACAGGGAAACCCAAACCUGUGGUGUCCUGGACAAAGAACGGCGAGGCUCUGGACACUAAGAGGGUGAACAUCCGCAGCAGCGACAGAGACAGCAUCCUGUUCAUCCGUGCGGCCGAGAGAGAUGACUCCGGAACGUACGAGAUGUGCGUGAAGGUGGACGACUUUGAAGACAAAGCCCCCCUUAUCCUUCAAAUUGUCGAGCUCCCAGGACCUCCAGCCAGUGUGAAAAUUGCGGACACAUGGGGUUUCAAUGUUGCUCUGGAGUGGACUCCACCCAAAGACAACGGCAACACUGAGAUCACAGGUUACACGAUCCAGAAGGCCGAUAAGAAGACUGGAGACUGGUUCACCGUGUUGGAGCAUUACCACAGACUGAAUGCCACCAUCUCUGACCUCAUCAUGGGCAACACGUACAAGUUCAGAGUGUUUUCUGAAAACAAGUGUGGAAUCAGCGAGAAUGCCAUCGUUACAAAGGAGGAGGCCAAGAUCUUGAAGACGGGUAUUGAGUACAAGCCUGCAGACUACAAGGAGCACGACUUCAGCGAGGCGCCCAAGUUCACCACGAACCUGAGCGACAGGUCUACCACCGUGGGCUACAGCACCAAGCUGCUCUGCUCCGUCAGGGGAUUCCCCAAGCCCAAGGUUGUAUGGAUGAAGAACCAGAUGAUUAUUGGAGAUGACCCCAAGUUCAGGCAGAUCUGCGUGCAGGGUAUCUGUUCUCUGGAGAUCCGAAAGCCCGGCAACUUUGACGGCGGCGUGUACUCCUGCAAAGCCAAAAAUGAUCACGGAGAAGCGCUCGUCAGCUGCAAGCUGGAGGUCAAACAGCCAGUGCAGCCAGAUGCAGAAAAGAAAUAGAUGAACAUCCUCACUCUCAAAGGAGCCGAGUGAACGAGGCCUUUGCAGCAUGAGGAAGGAUUCCUGGAAGAACAUGCACAUAUGGCUGGUGACCAUACUGCCAGCGUGUUGUAGCCUGUGAUCUCUUACCGAGUGUGAACAUCUGUUGAGAUGAACAAUUAUUGUCCAUCGCUUCAUGCCUAAAUCUAAACAUCAAGUCCAUAUCCAUGUCCAUACUCUUUUCCAUCCGUUUUUUCCAGUGGUAACUACACUGACAUGUUUAAAAAAUAUUGUGCCCGCCUACUUUAUCAUCCUCUCAGUCUUACUCGCAUGAAUUUACUGUUCCUCAUAGGAGAGCUACAUGUAACAUCUACGUGUUUAUAUCAAUAAACUAUUUAAUUUCUG
Molecule: messenger RNA, 2046 nt
Organism: Menidia menidia (Atlantic silverside)
Lineage: Eukaryota; Metazoa; Chordata; Actinopteri; Atheriniformes; Atherinopsidae
Source: the annotation of a GenBank genome assembly